Molecule: messenger RNA, 3477 nt
Organism: Leptidea sinapis
Lineage: Eukaryota; Metazoa; Arthropoda; Insecta; Lepidoptera; Pieridae
Gene: Vps26
Product: vacuolar protein sorting-associated protein 26B-like
Exons: 1
Coding region: 154-1584 (476 amino acids)
Biological process (GO): intracellular protein transport; retrograde transport, endosome to Golgi
Cellular component (GO): endosome; retromer complex
Source: RefSeq, a predicted model, not a curated record
CGUCGCCAUCUUUGCUCCAAUCUUUCAGUCGUCUGUAAUUUUGCGGGCGUUUUGUCGCCUUUCUUAAAUGUUUUGCUCAUUAAUAUAAAUAUUGUUCCUAUUUUAAUGAGUUUAAGAAUUUCAUGAAGUGUUGCGUAACAGUUUGAUGUGAAAAUGAGUUUUUUUGGAUUCGGACAGACAGCGGAUAUCGAAAUUGUAUUUGAUGAUGCUGACAAACGUAAAGUUGCAGAGGUGAAAACGGAUGAUGGAAAAAAGGAGAAACUCCUCUUAUAUUAUGACGGUGAAACUGUGUCUGGACGUGUUAAUGUUACUUUAAGGAAACCGGGCUCUAAAUUGGAACAUCAAGGCAUAAAAGUGGAACUUUUCGGACAAAUAGAGUUAUUUUACGACAGAGGUAAUCAUCAUGAAUUUAUAUCGUUGGUGAAGGAACUGGCUCGACCUGGUGACCUAUUGCAGCAUACUUCAUAUCCAUUUGAAUUUGCUAAUGUCGAGAAGCCUUAUGAAGUCUACACAGGGGCUAAUGUAAGGCUAAGGUAUUUUCUUAGAGCUACUGUAGUAAGGCGCCUCACAGAUGUAAUAAAAGAGGUAGAUAUUGCUGUACAUACUCUGUGCAGCUAUCCAGAUGUGCUCAACUCUAUUAAAAUGGAAGUAGGUAUUGAAGACUGCCUUCACAUAGAAUUUGAAUAUAACAAGUCAAAAUAUCACUUAAAGGAUGUCAUUGUUGGCAAGAUAUACUUCCUCUUGGUGAGAAUAAAAAUAAAACACAUGGAAAUAUCGAUAAUCAAAAGAGAAACAACUGGAUCUGGGCCCAAUACAUUUACAGAGAAUGAAACUGUAGCAAAAUAUGAAAUAAUGGAUGGUGCACCUGUACGAGGGGAAAGUAUACCAAUUAGGGUGUUCCUAGCUGGUUACGAUUUAACACCAACUAUGAGAGACAUAAAUAACAAAUUUUCAGUAAGGUAUUAUUUAAAUUUGGUUCUGAUGGAUACAGAAGACAGGCGUUAUUUCAAGCAACAAGAAGUGAUAUUGUGGAGGAAAAGUGAUAAGUCACGAUUAGCUCUACAUAAUCCUCAUCUUCCUCAAAACCUUGCUGUGUCUACACCCAGACAACUAAGUGGUUCUAGUGAGGACAGUUCUGUUAGAAGCGCAGUGCCAGAUAAUCUUCAAAGAUCUGUGUCUCCUCCUAUGCCUGCUGAACACAACGGACCUGCACAAAUGGAGAAAGAAGAGCCUGAUGUUUUACCCGCUAAAUUAGCAACUACACAUAUUGAUAGCCCACCAGAUGUUGCUGAAAAUGCAGAGAAAAACAAUUCUGCUGGCAAAGUUGACAAUGACCCUGUACCAGAUAUCCAAGUUGAAUCUACAAAUGAAGAAGUAAUUGAAAAACCACAACUAAAUGAAAAGCCACAAAUUAGUGAAAAACCUGCUGUUGUAGAGAAGAAAGUAAAACCACAGGCUGAGAAAGUUAUGGUGGCUGAAAAGCCUUUAUUGGCAGAAAAACCAGUACUGCCUCAGAAACCUCAGAUUUCAGAGAAACCAGUAAUAUCCCAACCAGAAGUUACUGAAGAUACUCCCAGUCAAUAGCCCCUCUUAUGUUUGGUUGAUAUUCCAGUCACCAAUGAUAUGAACUGUGUGUUUUCAUGUUAUGUGAAAACAAUAGUUUAAAAUAUAUGUAUAUCCUAUAUUGUUAAUGCCAUCUCGUUUUUAAUCAAAUUUUUAUCAAUGUAGCAAUAUUGCAUGAAGUGAAAUGAACUUUAAUUUUAAGUGUAUAUAAAUUAAAAUUAUAGUAAUCAAUACAUAUGUGAUAACAGUGUUUGCAUUGAAAUAAUGAUGUAAGUAUCUUUGAGGUACAGUAAAUUUAUAUAACUCAAAUAUGUUAACAUUUUUAUUUAUUCUUUUGUAUGUAAUGAAUUAAAUUGUUAUUAUAUAUUGAUAUAUAUAUAUAUUUGAUUUGAUUGAACAUGCAGAGUAUUUACUUCUAAAUAAAUGUCAUAUAAUCAAAUUGUACUCAUUUUAAUUUGGGUAAACAAAAUUCAUCAUUUGUUAUUGUAGUAACUUGCUUGAGUACAUAAUAAUUUUAUAAUUUACUCAUGGAAUAUUAAUCUAAAUUUAUCUAAUCUAAAUAAACUGAUUUAGUUUUAUUGAACAAGUAUAAUAUUAAUGGAUUGAUUUUACAAUUUUAUUCUUAUUUCAAGAUUAUAUUUAUUUUAUGUAUAAUUAAAUAUCUGUUAUAAUUAGUGCUACAACUGAGGCAGCCUAUGAAAUUAUUUUGAAAGAUGUACAUACAUUUCAAAAUUUUGUUGAGUGCCAUUUGCUUAUAUUUUUCAAUUAAAUUACAUUUCAAAGAACUUAUUGUGGUAUAAAACUGUUAUAUUGAUUUUUUUUUUUAUUAAAAUUUAUAUUUCAUAUUUUUUUUUUACAAUGAGUGUCUGAAUUGAAUGUCAGAUUCAACCUGGCUUUGAUAUCAAUUUGUGUCAAUUGAAAUAAAUUAAUGGUGCGCAACAUCUGAAUGCCAUUCAGGAAAUAAAUCUUAUUACAGGUCGCAUAGAGAUCAAUUUAUAUUUAGUUGGGAUGAUAUUUCUUAAAAUCCAGUACAUGUAUAGGUUAUAUUAUUUUUAUAAACAUCUACCACAAUAUUAUUGACACAAUGACACAUGACACAAUAUUAUAACAGAACAUUUACAGGCUAAGAUGACACUGUGAAAGUUGAUAGCAAUCUCACUGUGUUUAUAUUUUCUUUGUUGUAAGGGUCAUGAAUGCCUAAGUUUGCAUCCCUUUUGGGUACUUGAAACAUUUUGUACUAUGUCAUUGCAAUAUAGUAAAUAUAAAAUUUAUAAAACUAACUUUUUAAGAUUAAUCAUGUUAAAGAAUUGUUAUCUGAGAUUAUAGAUCAGCCAAUGCAAGUUAAUAACAUAUAUAAUAUCUUUCAAGUUUAUCUGUGACCAUGAGAAAUAAUUUGCAUGGCACUGUUAACACUUGCACUAGUAACUACAUGGGUAUAAUAUACUGUAACUAAUCACUUAGUUGGCAAUUAUAUAGGCAAUACUAAUGUGGUAAAUCAAGUAGAUCUUGUAUGUUGGGGUAGAUCAUGAAACAUGUUUCACCGAUGGUAUAUACUCUGCUUGGUAUUCUCUUCCCACAUUGGCCUCAGACUAAGUCAUUUCUUUGCUCUUGUCAUGUCACUUGCAUCUAUUGUGUUGCUUCACUCGAAAACUAUUUUUGAGUACAGGCAUCCCAUUCAUGUAAUAUUCUUUGGGCAAUCACAUGACCUAGCUGUCAUGGGAAGAGAGAGAAUACCAGGUGGAGUAUAUUAUCACACCAUGGUUUCACCUAACUGAAAUGUUUUUAAAUCUACCCUCAUAAAUCUGAACAAUGUUUUGAUUGUUAUGUGUAAAAAGUAUAAAUAUAAUAUGUACCUAGUUGUAAAUUGUUGACUGUGGAUAAAUAUGUAUAGAAAUAUAUUGUGGUCAUUAGAGA